AUGUUGUACAAGUUGCUGAACGGUGCUGAGUUUGGGAAGUUGGCGGAGAAGUGUGUUCAAGGGGGCACACGGCUUGUGGCGCUCGAUGCGACGUGGUUCAUGCCGAACGUCGCAAGGGAUGCGUUCGAAGAGUUUAAGAUGCCAGGGGUCCGCAUCCCACAGUCUGUGUUCUUCGAUAUUGACAGCGUGAAGGACGUGGAGUCCCCCUUCCCGCAUAUGGCCCCCUCGCUAGCGGUUUUCAACGAGAAGAUGGGCCAGUUGGGGUUGCGCACGGAUGACACACUCGUCGUGUACGACCGUGUGGGUAACUUCAGUAGUCCACGGGCAGCAUGGACCCUAGCGCUGUUUGGUCACAAGGAAUUGUACCUGUUGAACAACUACAACUCGUACAGGGCUGCCGGUUUGCCCCUCGAGGACACGACUAUGGACUCUGAGACACGCUUCCCACGCACAGUGUACGAGUCCCAAGUGGACCACACCGCUGACCAGAUCGUCAGUUAUGAGCAGAUCGUGGAACAUGUCCGUAACGAAGACUUUGCCUCGGGGAAGAUUAACUUGUUCGACGCAAGAGCGAACCCACGGUUCACCGCUGAGGCGCCCGAACCAAGAAAAGAGAUCCCCUCGGGCCACGUCCCAGGUGCCCAAUCUCUACCCUUUGGUGGGCUACUACUGCAGGGACCCACAGGGACCGAGGACCAGAAACUGUACCCGGAGUCCCCCGAGGAGACCGCUAAACUCGUUAACGAAACCAUCGCUAAGUUCAACAACGGCGCUCAAUUGGAUCCGAAGAAGCCCACAGUGUGUAUGUGCGGGACCGGGAUCACCGGGUGUAUCAUCAAAACAGCCCUAGAGCAAAUGGGACUCAACGAUGUCAAACUCUACGACGGAUCCUGGACAGAGUACGCCCUACGGUCCAAGAACGACCCCACGUUGCUUGCCAGAGGGUGA
Huiozyma naganishii CBS 8797 is the source of this 948-nucleotide messenger RNA. It is a transcript of the gene TUM1, whose product is annotated as thiosulfate sulfurtransferase. Gene Ontology annotation, cellular component: mitochondrion. The transcript has a single exon. The coding region runs from base 1 to 948 and encodes 315 amino acids. Gene Ontology annotation, biological process: transsulfuration. NCBI's taxonomy places the organism in Eukaryota, Fungi, Ascomycota, Saccharomycetes, Saccharomycetales, Saccharomycetaceae. The record is from RefSeq and is a predicted model, not a curated record. Gene Ontology annotation, molecular function: thiosulfate-cyanide sulfurtransferase activity.